ACUUCACAAAGUUACCACACAGCCUUGAUAGCCUUCGUCAUCUCCGUCGCUGCGUUGACACUUUUCUCUCCGGUUUCGUUUUCUCUCCCUACAACUCGUUUCUUUUGUAUUUUUGAACUCAGUGAGUCGCCAAAGAUGAUGCACAUGACCUUUUACUGGAGCCGGGAGGUGACUCUCCUGGUGAACUCUUGGCGCACUCAGACAUGGCUGGCUUAUUCCUUGACUCUUCUCGUUUGCGUAGUCGCCUCCGCCUUAUACCAACUCCUAGAAAACCUUCGCAUCCGCCUUCGGGUCAAAGUCAUCGCCGCAACCAGCGGUUCUGCGCAAGAGCCUUUGCUUCAACCCAAGACGGGUAGAGGGAAAUGGUCGGCGGCGAGACUAGCCGGAGCAGUGCUUUUUGGAGUAAACUCGGCGAUCGGGUACUUGCUAAUGCUUGCUGUGAUGUCGUUUAACGGAGGGGUGUUUGUGGCGAUUGUAUUGGGGCUGGUUAUUGGGUAUUUGUUGUUUAGGAGCGAAGAUGAGAAUUUGACGGUUUCUGAGAAUCCCUGUGCCUGUGCGUAGACACAUAGAGACAAGACCACUGAACAAAGUAUGUAUUUGUGUUAUUUUCUCUUUUGGGUUACGGUUUGUAUGUUUCUUUUACCUGUAAAAAUCUAAUCUUUGUCUUCUGUAAUUGAGCUGAAGAAGCAACUGGGUUCCUUGUCUUU
Molecule: messenger RNA, 707 nt
Organism: Manihot esculenta (cassava)
Lineage: Eukaryota; Viridiplantae; Streptophyta; Magnoliopsida; Malpighiales; Euphorbiaceae
Product: copper transporter 5.1
Exons: 1
Coding region: 136-561 (141 amino acids)
Biological process (GO): intracellular copper ion homeostasis; copper ion transmembrane transport
Cellular component (GO): plasma membrane
Molecular function (GO): copper ion transmembrane transporter activity
Source: RefSeq, a predicted model, not a curated record